GACUGUCAACAAUAAUUAAAAUUUGACACAAAAAAAGCAUUUAAAAGGCUAGUCAAAAGUGGAAAAACUACGAAUUUCAUUGAUAUUUUGCCCGAAACAAAUAUUUAAUAAGAAAUAAUGGCUGCAAUCCAUGCAGUUCACCAGUGUUUAUUUUGUCCACAAACAUUUGGCAGUGCCACCGAGAAGGACGAUCACAUUUUGGUGCAUUUUGCUCAAGAGACAUGCACGGAUUGCAAUCAAAAAUUGAUUCGAAUCGGAAGCAAUUGGUACACACUACACAAUGCAGUGACGUGCGUUAAGAAUGUGAAUAUGAGAGCACCGGGACACCACAAUGCAUCACGUCAUGUCAAUCAACCAAUGCACAAGCCCGGAACUCAGUAUACCCUGAACAGUGUCUGUUACCCGGCGAAUUUUUCAACAUUCGAAAAAACGAUUUGCGUCGAUGGUGUACAAACUAGGCCGGAACUAUUUAAACAAUAUGAACAACGGGGCGUGCCAAUUAACAAUGAAUUUGCAAUAAGUCAUGAAAUCAGUAAUGAUACCGAAUCAAAGCCAAUGCUUCAAGUGGAUAUAAUUGAAGACGAUAGUUAUUUGGAUAGUAUGCAACGGUAUUUAAGCAGCAACACACAUGACAAUAAUGAACAACAAUCGAAAAAGAAUAGCGCACGAAAGAGUUGCAACGAAAGUGAUAGAGCCGAAUGCGAUAUUUGUGGACAGGCAAUGUCUUUCAAGUCCAUUUCAAAUCAUAAGAAACUGAAACACACGGCACCAGGUACGCACAUUUGUCGAAAUUGUCGCAAAAUUUUCCCCAACGAAGACGAACUAUGGCAACACAAGACAGAGUGUCGAACUCGAAAGAAAACAAAAAAAUGGCAUAAAAUUGGCGAAUCAGAUGGAAGUGAAAAAGCAACACGAUCCACAUUGGCCUUUCACAGACAUUUCAUGUGCCAUGACCCGAAUUUUAUGUUGAAUCAUAAUCCAGGUGUUCAGAAAAAUGUUAUUGUUGCGUGUGAAGUUUGCGGUGAAGUCAUGACCAGCGAACUUAUCGUAAAACAUAAAAGGGCCGUGCACGGUGGGCCGGGUGCUCAUCUAUGCAAAAAUUGUGGCAAAUUAUUUUGCAGCAAAGAUAAAUUGUCGAAACAUCGGCGCGAAUGUAAGCAUGAAUUUAACAAAGUGAAUGAAGUCAGUUGUGAUAUAUGCGGCCAAGUAAUGUCUUUCAAGUCGAUUUCAAAUCAUAAAAAACUGAAACAUGCAGCCCCCGGCACACCUAUUUGUACAAUUUGCCGUAAAGUGUUUACAAAUGAGAAUGAACUUUCGCAGCACAAAUUGGAGUGUCGAAUUAAAAAGAAAAAUCGAUAAUUAGAAAAGACAUUUUUUAAAUUUUUCAAAAGAAAUAUCGAAUGAUAAUCGAUUUAUCGCUCGCAGCCACUGUAACAAAAGGUGUCCGAAAAGAGACAAGCCAUUCAUGAGAUUAUACAAAAUAAUUGUACUUUAUACAGUCUUGGAAAUUGCCAAUGAUUUUUCAAACGAACAAAAAAAUGAUAGCCGAUAGAGUUGAACACCUAAAUAUAAACGAACAUUAAUAACAAAUGCCUCAACUUUGCCUCUAGAAACAUUUUUAAAAAUAUAAUCAUACACAUAUUCGUAUUGAAUGAAUCUAAUAAAUUUUAAAAAUAAUUUACUUA
Messenger RNA from Contarinia nasturtii (swede midge), 1685 nucleotides. RefSeq names its product zinc finger imprinted 3-like. Gene Ontology annotation, molecular function: chromatin insulator sequence binding. Gene Ontology annotation, cellular component: chromosome. The record is from RefSeq and is a predicted model, not a curated record. Bases 118 to 1359 code for a protein of 413 amino acids. The transcript is spliced from 4 exons. Lineage: Eukaryota; Metazoa; Arthropoda; Insecta; Diptera; Cecidomyiidae. Gene Ontology annotation, biological process: regulation of transcription by RNA polymerase II.